Staurois parvus is the source of this 385-nucleotide messenger RNA. NCBI's taxonomy places the organism in Eukaryota, Metazoa, Chordata, Amphibia, Anura, Ranidae. The record is from the annotation of a GenBank genome assembly.
CAAUCAUGUCUGGUCACAGCAAACAAGAAGGAAAGGUUUGGGCUAAGGCCAAGACCCAAUCAUCCAGGGCUGGUCUGCAGUUCCCCAUCGGUCAUGUUCACCGGCUGCUCAGGAAGGGCAACUAUGCCGAGCAGGUCGGGGCUAUCUGGCCGCCCUCCUGGAAUAUCUGAUGACUGAGAUCCUCGAACUGGCCGGCAACGCCGCCCAAGACGACAAGAAGACCCGUAUCAUCCCCCGACACCUCCAGCUGGCUGUCCAUAAUGAUGAGGAGCUCAAAAAGCCGCUGGGCAGCAUCACCAUCACCCAUGGAGGAGUCCUACCCAACAUCCAGGCCGUGCUGCUGCCCAAAAAGAACGAUAGCCACAAGGCCGCCAAGAGCAAGUAA